AUGCCCGGUGCAAACGUAGCAGUCCUCCCGCCCCCCGCGGCCUCGACAGCCUCUUCGCGAAAGGCCUCGCUGGCACCCGAACGUAAAUACAAGUGCCAGUUCUGUAACAGGGCCUUUAGCAGGAGCGAACAUCGAAGUCGCCAUGAACGAUCACACACAAAGGAGCGACCUUUCAAAUGUAUGAAGUGCAGAAGCACUUUUGUCCGUCGCGAUCUUCUUCUCAGACAUGAUCGUACAGUCCACGCCAAGGAUGGCGGCGUCCCACUUCACAGCGACGGCAAGCGCCGGGCUGGCCCCAAGACCCGCGCCGUCGGCGCGCCCUCGAAAUCAUCAAUCGCCAUCGAUACAUCAACUCUGGAGCAAAUGGAAUCCGGUGCCGAUGCCAUGUUCGACGUGGAAGCUGCUGCAAUGCUUGUGGCCGAUCUACACCACAAAGCCACAGCUGCGAUGCGCGAAGACCACUCGUACGAGGACAGUCCUUCGAUGGCAUACUCACCCCAUAACGCUUCUGCCAUGGAAUCUACAGUGACAUACCCAUCCGGUGCCAUUGCACUGCCCCAGGUUCAGUGGGACGGUUUCAUGUCUCAAUCAGUCGCUGAGCCCAAGGCACACUCAAUAACCUCAAGCGCGUCUGGUUCAUUCGAGUCGCAGCCUUCUUUCACCAGCGGAGCUACAAUGCAGCCUCAGUCUAACCAACUGCCUCCUAUCAAUGGUCAAAAUUGCAAUGGCUUAGUCCCCGCUCUACAGUCGAUGAUCAAUUCGUUACCAAACUCUGCCGCCGCGCCACCAUCCCCUUGGGUUUCGGAGUCAUCCAAAGCUGGCUACAAGGCUCCCGAAGUGUCAGGCGACGAUGAGCGCAACGCUAUUUUGGACAACAUCCGCAAUGCAGACAGCGAGCAUGCCAUUCCUGAGGGAUUCCGUCUUCCUGGCCUUGGAUCGCUAAACCGAUACCUUUCAACAUACUUUGGGCUAUUCCACCACCAUCUACCUUUCCUGCACCCAGCCUCAUUUCACCCUACCAAAGUCUCACCCCAACUGUUGCUGGCAGUCCUUAGCAUCGGUGCUCUUUAUGCCUUUGAUCAAGAACAAGCAUACAUGCUCCACAUCGGCUCCAAGGUUUUGGUUAACCAAUUUCUUCAAAGUAAGGAGAACUUCAGCUCUCGCAAGUGCCCCUUGUGGACGAUGCAGAGCAACCUGCUGAACAUGAUCUUUGCCAGCUGGAGUGGUGAUCCCAAGGGCCUUGAAUGGACGUGCUCGAUCAAGAGUCUGCUCGCCAACAUGGUCGCCGGUAACAGGUAUGAGCUUAAGCUCCGCCAGGAAGCUCGCACAAACGCAAAGCCAACUCGUGCCGAAUGGGUCGAAGACGAGGGCUGCCGCCGUACAUACUAUGCAGUCUACAUCUUCUUUGGCCUGCUGACUCUCACAUACAAUCAUACACCUGCCAUCAGUUUCAGCGAAUUUGAAGAUCUACAGCUCCCUUCAACCGAAACACUCUGGAACUUGCAGGUUGCAGAUGAGGCGACGUGGCAAGAACACCUUGCAGCUUCCACGACUGUGACCUUUAUGGAGGCUCACGACAACCUUUUCCAGGGCGAGACCCUUCGGUACAGCACAUUUGGUACCCGUGUCAUGAUCAAUGCUUUGUUCCUCGAGGUCUGGUAUCACAAGCGAAGCCCUGAAGCAUUGCAAGAUGUGGUUACAGAGUACAAACUGCGGCUGGCUCUGGAGACAUGGGAGAAGUCUGUUGACAUGUGCGAGACCGAAGCAUUCCCGGUUCCCAUCAGCGCCCCUCACAAGGGCCACCCCUUGAUCUUCAACGCCAAAGCCAUGUACCGUAACGCUCGUGCCCGCCUAGAGGUCGACCUCAAGGCAGUACAAGAGGCCUUACGCUACCAUGAACCCUACGAGGUUGCGGCCGCGAUGACGCAUGCUCGUGACCGUGUAAAGCGUUCAAGUGAGAUGGUCAAGGUUAUCGACGAAUGCUACAAUUGUCUUGAAACCGUUGUCUCCCAGGGAGUGAGAUGGAUUGCCCGUGUAUCGCCUACCAACUGGAGCGUAGAGCACGCGCUUUGUGGCAUGGAUCUGAUGAUCAUUCUGUCACUUUGGCUCUAUCGUCUGGAACACGACGAGGAGCCUGCUACCCAGGAGGAACUGGCAAUGUACAACAAAGUCCGUCAGCUUCUGGUCAAAGAAAUUGACGAGAACUACAUGUCCCAACUGAGUGCAGUUGUUGCAAGACUCUGGGGCUCGAUUUUGGACGAAGUUGUCGUUUGGGGCAUGACACGACUCAUGGGCGACUCUUUCAAACUACACUCUCAGGCUCUCGUCGGCUAUGUUGACGACCCUGAAGCUUCCUCUAAUGUUUCCACUCCCUCGAUGAUCUCGCAGGGGGCCGAUGAGGACAGCGUGUACUAA
Messenger RNA from Fusarium pseudograminearum CS3096, 2415 nucleotides. RefSeq lists its product as uncharacterized. The record is from RefSeq and is a predicted model, not a curated record. Bases 1 to 2415 code for a protein of 804 amino acids. The transcript is spliced from 3 exons. Gene Ontology annotation, molecular function: RNA polymerase II cis-regulatory region sequence-specific DNA binding; zinc ion binding; DNA-binding transcription factor activity, RNA polymerase II-specific. Gene Ontology annotation, cellular component: chromatin. NCBI's taxonomy places the organism in Eukaryota, Fungi, Ascomycota, Sordariomycetes, Hypocreales, Nectriaceae. Gene Ontology annotation, biological process: DNA-templated transcription; regulation of transcription by RNA polymerase II.